Molecule: messenger RNA, 1033 nt
Organism: Copidosoma floridanum
Lineage: Eukaryota; Metazoa; Arthropoda; Insecta; Hymenoptera; Encyrtidae
Product: protein OPI10 homolog
Biological process (GO): protein import into nucleus
Cellular component (GO): cytosol; nucleus
Molecular function (GO): Hsp70 protein binding; nuclear import signal receptor activity
Source: RefSeq, a predicted model, not a curated record
CACGCGGAACCUCAGUCGUCUGUUGACGGGAAUCAAUUAUUAUUUUCGCUCACAGAUACGAAGAGCAAUUGUUGAAAAAUGCUGGGAAUCAUAGUCUCGGGACGCCAGGUGGAAACAAAUUUCUUACCAAUUGCAGAAAAUAAAUUUGUUGUCACGAUUCCUGAUGCUGACAAUAUUAACCAUAUUGUCAUUUUCAUCACUGAAGUAACAUCAUUUCCAGAAGGAUUAGGUGGUGCUGUUUACUUUAGUUGGCCAGAUCCGAUUGCACCACCAAACUGGCAAUUCUUGGGGCACAUUUCAAAAACAAAGCCAUCAGCUAUAUUUAAAAUUUCAAAUUUAAAGAAGAACCAUGAGUUUGUGAACAAUGAUUUAGGAGGUUUUGGCAUUGGAAAUAUUUCACAUAAUGCCCAAAUAGGCAUCUCAAUAGAACCUCUUACUGUUAUAUUACAGCAAGAACAAAUACUUAUGAGCGAACCGAAAAUGGCCCUUAUGGAUGAACCAAACGUGAAUGUGUUUAUGGAAUUUGCUCAAAAAACGAUACUCAAUUUUCUAAAUUAUAUAUCAAGUUUCUCUGUGACACAGGCACAAAUGACUCCAAAUCCCACAGAAAACUUUGUUCCUUUGUCUAGUAUACAAAGCUGGUAUGAGACUUUUCAGAGAAGACUGCAACAAAAUCCAAAUUUUUGGAAAGCAUGAUCAAAAUGUGAGAAUCUCUGGAAUCUUGUACAUUUAUGCUCUUUACUUUGUUUGAACUUGACUUUAUGUUUAAGUCAGAUAAAGUGUAAUAUUGAAUUCUUUGUUUAGUUAGCUAAUUAAAUUUAAGUGUAUUCAAAACUUUUUGUAUGCUCAAAAUAUUGUAUGACAUAAAAAAAGUCUCAAGUCGACAGGUAUGUUUAGAAAGACAAAGUUAUGUAUCGGUAAUUCAAGUCAUGGCCCAUUAACUAAGCUGAUAAUUACCAUACAUAUAAAAAUUUUACACUUUUGUACUGAAAAUAUAAUUUGCGUUAGUAAUACUUAACUACAUCGCCAUUAA